AUUGUUAAUGCCAGUGUGGUUGUGUGUGGGUGUGUGUGUUUGUGGGGGUUACUCACUCUUCUUCAGUCUUCAUGCUCUUUCUUCUUUUUCUUCUACUGGGUAAGAGAGAAACACUGAUUCGGUGUUCCGUCUUUGAAUCUUUAUCGAUUCUGAACUUGUUUUAUUCUCUGUGAUUCUCUGAUUCAAGCGUUAAAGAUUGGAGCUUGAGGCAUUUAAAGAACUGGUUGGCUUCUGGGUUUUAAGGGUGAUAAGGUAAACUAUGGAUAUUUCAGACUGUACAAGGAUUGUUUUUGAUAAAAUUCAGAAAUUUGAAGCUGAGCAUGCGACGAAAAUUGUUGGCUACCUCCUCUUGCAAGAUCAUGGUGAGCAGGAAAUGACUAAAUUAGCAUCAUGCCCUGAUCAUGUGAUCAGAGAAGUGGCAUUUAAUGCCAAAAUGGAGCUUCAGAGGUUGGCCACUAAACAUUCGAUACUUCCUCUCCUAACUCCUAUGAACCCUCCAAAACAAGGUUUAAACCAAUCAUCCAUGAUUUCUUCUAGAAGCCCUACUUCUCCGGCAAGCUUCCAAGUUCACUCGGCUUUUUGGGGACCACAGUCUAAUGCUAACACUACAAACACAGAUUUUAUGCCAAUGAGUUACUUUGAUUCUGUCUCAGAACUUCAGAAGCAGGCCCAGUUGUUUGGUUUAGAAAAUAAUAUAGAUCUAGUGAAUGCUGGGAACACUGAGAUUGUGAAUGAUUAUUUUAGCUUAGAUUCUUCCCCAGGAAAUUUAAAUAUAAAAGCUGGUAGAAGGUUUUCAUCUGAAUUUCCUGUCAAGACUUGUCACUAUUUUAACAAAGGUUUCUGCAAGCAUGGAAGUAGUUGUAGAUACUAUCACGGGCAAGUUGGUUUGGAGAGACUUUCGCAGAUGUAUGGACAUGAUGCCACUGACGAUGAUCAAGUAGUUACACCGGGUUCACUAGCACAAUUAGAGUCAGAAAUUGUUGAGCUCCUGAAACCAAGAAGAGGGAAUCCUAUUACAAUUGCUUCCCUUCCGAUGGCAUACUAUGAAAAGUAUAACAAGGUACUUCAGGCUGAAGGCUAUCUAACUGAGAGCCAGAGACAUGGCAAAUCUGGCUUUAGUUUGACAAAGCUUCUUGCCCGAUUGAAAAAUAGUAUUAGGGUCAUAGACAGACCCCAUGGACAGCAUGCAGUAAUUCUAGCAGAAAACGCGCCAAGAUACUUGGAAAGAGGAGAUCCUGGUAAAAAUAUCAGCGCAUCGCGACAAAUUUAUUUAACUUUCCCAGCUGACUGCAGUUUCACAGAAGAGGAUGUUUCAAACUACUUCAAAAAUUUUGGAACUGUUGAAGAUGUAAGAAUUCCUUGCCAACAGAGGAGGAUGUUUGGAUUCGUAACGUUUGCCGAUCCAGAAACGGUGAGGACAGUUUUGGAAAAGGGGAAUCCCCACUAUGUUCAGGGCUCCCGGGUGCUUGUCAAACCUUACCGGGAAAAAUCAAAGAUCAUUGACAGGAAAUACCCUGAGAGAAUUGAGCCUCCUGUUUGCUAUUCACCGCAAUAUGGAGACAUACAUUCUGAACUUGCCUCUAUGCCAAUAAGUUGCGUUAGCCCUACAUUUCUGAGGAGGCAGCUCUAUGAGGAGCAAGAACAAGCCCUUGAAUUUCAGAGGAGACGUCUCGCCGCGCUGCAAACGACCCAAAACUUACCGGCAAAUCCAUCUUAUCUCAGCUUUUCCAUGGAUGGGCUAAAAACUUCAGAAGACCCUUUCAAUUUUCAGUCUGCAGAACCUUUAAACAUUAAUGUGACUGACAAACCUAGGUAUAUACAGACCAAUUGUACUGAUGAGGACAGCCAAGGACUGGAUCUCCCUGACAGCCCUUUUGCAUUUCCCUCGGAUAGUGGAAUUUCUACAGUCUUAUAGAUUUGGAAACUAAUACAGGAGAAAGAAUAUAGAGUUGAAAACAGCACCAGACAAAAGCGGCAUCUUUAACUUCAUACACUUACAAGUUUUAUUAUUAUUCUCUUUGAAUUGUUGGAAACAGAGAAGAAGAAUAUAUGAUGAUACAUAUAAUGUGGUUUUAGGUUUUACAUUUUACCGUAGGAAGGAAGUUUGAGUUUUUUUUUUUUUGUUCCCUUUUUCUUUUCUUCAAAGGUUAUGUAGUUGGGAGAUUACUCAAAUCAUCACCAGGCAUAUAUAUUCAUAUAUGAAGCACUUUUUACUUUCUA
Messenger RNA from Prosopis cineraria, 2220 nucleotides. RefSeq names its product zinc finger CCCH domain-containing protein 18-like. Lineage: Eukaryota; Viridiplantae; Streptophyta; Magnoliopsida; Fabales; Fabaceae. Gene Ontology annotation, molecular function: metal ion binding; RNA binding. The transcript has 8 exons. Bases 260 to 1915 code for a protein of 551 amino acids. The record is from RefSeq and is a predicted model, not a curated record.